Messenger RNA from Cladocopium goreaui, 2646 nucleotides. The record is from the annotation of a GenBank genome assembly. NCBI's taxonomy places the organism in Eukaryota, Dinophyceae, Suessiales, Symbiodiniaceae.
AUGAUUGUGCUGCAACGAGUGGAAGAACUCAACGAAUAUUGCAGCACCUUCAUGGACCACACAUGGCUUCAACCGGCGAAUGGCGCCCUGGCUUUAUGCUCUCAUGAGGGGGCUGUUGAGAUUAUCUCCAGCGGCUUGGACGUGGAGGAUGUCGAUGGACGAGCUCAGCAUGUCGAUCCCGUACCUUACUUCAUCUGCCACAUCCAGUGCCCCUUCGGCAAGCGGCGCGCCGGCCUCCCGGCCACCGAGAUCCGCGCCUUCACCCAUGGCUUCGUGGUGGCGGGAGCGGACAGCUGCAUCAGCGUCUGGCGCCUUUCACAGGAGGGAGAUCGAGACGCCGAUGACAUGCUAUCGGGGCCUUCCUAUGAGCAUGACUGUACGGCGUGCUUGGCGCUGGGGGCGGGCUCACCUGUGGUGGCCCUUGAUUUAGUGGGUGGCCGUGACGAGGUGCAUGCUGCAGUGGGCUUCCAGAACGCUUACAUCACGCAUUUCCGCUUGAGCUUGCUGCGUUCUGGCGAGGUGGAACCAGCUGCUCCUGUUGAAGACCUACCACUGGUGGGAGGUGGCGCGCACGCAGGCCCAGUGACCAGCCUUGACAUGGCCGUGCAGCGCCCCAUAGUGGUCUCUGCUUGCAGCCAGGAUGGGACCAUUCGAGUAUGGGACUACCAAGCUGGUCGCUGUGACAUUUGCUGGCAAGCUUCUGAAGAGCUCACCAGUCUGGCCCUGCAUCCUUUUGGCUUCCUUCUUGCAGUGAGCUUCAGUGAUAGGAUUCGCCUGAUGGAGAUUCUAUCCAAAGAUCUGAAGCUCUUCUCAGACAUCAACAUCAAGAACAUUCACCUGCUCCGCUUUUCCAAUGGCGGCCAUAUUUUGGCUGCAGCGCAGGCGAAGUUGAUCAUCAUUUUCAGCACCCGGACACUGAAAAAGAUCGCCACCCUGCGAGGGCAUCCCCGAGAGGUUGCGUCUAUGGCUUUCGAUCCCUUGGACAAGACCUUGGUCUCAGUGGGAGAAGAUGGCAAGGUCUGUGAAUGGAGCACUGAGAAUUGGAGUUCCAUCAACGAGUACGGAGUGCACGGCGAUGCCGUGGCUGUGGCCACUGCUGGUGCUGGCCAGGUGUGGGCUGGCGUGGCGGACCAGGAAAGUGCAGCCUUUCGAUCCUUCCGCAACGGGGUCUACCAAGAGAAGGAGGACUUCGUUUUGCAUGCCUCUGAGCAUGUCAUCUCGAUGGAUCUUCACAGCAGACCAUCGGAGGUGUCCAUCCUGGCCGGAGACUGCAACGGAAACCUGCUGGCCUUCUGUAGCCUUACCGGAGUGUUGAGGACAGCCAGAUUGGGGUUGCACGAUGGUGGCAUCACAGCUAUUCGAAUCUCCACAGAUGGACAUACUGUCGCCACGGCUGGAAAGGAUGGCUGCGUCUUUGUGCUCAAUGCCGAUGGUUUCUCUGACACGGAGCUGGCCGCCAAUCGCCGGCAGCCAAUGGAGGUGGUCAUGAUCAACCGCGGGGAUAUCCAACUGCGUCAGGAUGAGAUUAAUGAGCUGAGCGUGCAGAUUUCCAAGCUGAAGACACAGUUGGAGGAGAACGCUGCCAGGCUGCAAGGUGAACUACGAGCAAGAGUUGAGGAGGCGAGACGGAAAGAUCAAGCGACAAUUCAAUCGCUUCGAAGCCAGUAUGAAGAGCUACAGCAGGCCUCCACGGUGAAAGAGAGAGAUAGCUUGCGGAAGAUGAAGAUCACUGAGGCCCUACACGUCUCAUCAGCUGAUGACCAGGAGAAGGCCUAUGACAAGCGCAUGCGCGCAGAUGCUGACAACUACGUGGCGCUUCAGGCCGAGUUGCGCGAAAUGGAAGCCAAAUUCGAACAGAACCGGCAACAAGCUCGAUCCGAUCUGGAGCAGCAGGAUCAGAAGCAAGAGAAGGCCACGCAGCAGCGGCUCAAUGAGAAGGAUAGCAAGAUCCAAACGUUGAAAGAUCUCAUCGCCUUCACCCAAAAGCGCUUCGAUGCCAUGUUGGACCAGGAAGGCAUGGAACAGGCGCUGGAAAUCUCUGAGAUCAAGAAGAAGAAUCAAGAGGAGCUGGAACAACAGCACCUGGUGGAGUACAAGCUGAAAAAGGACCAGGAUAUGUUGGUGCGAGGGUUGGAUAUGAUGGAGAAGGAUCGUGAUCGCAUCAUCAUCGAACAGAGGGAAGCUGGAGUCAGCAUCAACAACUUGAGAUCAGAAGCAGAGAUCAUGAAGCGAGAGGUCCAUUCGCUGAAGGUCGAACGAAAGGAACGUGAGUCCACACUUCGAGACAAGGAGAUGGAGAUUGGUACACACAAGGUGAAGGUUCAGACCUUGAAGAAGUUCAAACAAGUCUUGGACUUUCGACUCCGCGAGGUGACCGAUUCGUUGAAGCCGAAGGAGGACAUGAUCGCGCAGCUCCAUGUGCAGCUGGCAGCCCUGGAGGAAGAGUUUGAGAAGCAGCUGGAGAUACAGUCGCAGAUGGACGGGUUCUCAGGAUAUCUCAGGAUCUGUGGUCAAAAGAUGUCAAAAGUCCAGACUGCCCAAAAAUGGUUGGAGAAAAGCGUGAGCGCACCAUCUUUCGCUUCUCCGCGGAUUUGCACGAGCUGGCCACCGGUGGUGAGGACACCCGCAACUGGCACAUUGGCAUGA